AUGAAUGUCCCACGAUAUUCUCACACAGCAUCCACAUUAGCAAAUGGAUCAGUAUUAGUUGCUGGUGGAGCAUCCACCAGUACUUAUACGAAUAGUGCUGAAUUGUACAAUCCAUCAACAGGCAUUUGGACAACUACAGGAAGCAU
Messenger RNA from Adineta steineri, 146 nucleotides. Lineage: Eukaryota; Metazoa; Rotifera; Eurotatoria; Adinetida; Adinetidae. The record is from the annotation of a GenBank genome assembly.